This is a messenger RNA of Sitophilus oryzae (rice weevil), 1671 nucleotides long. Its product is annotated as programmed cell death protein 6-like. The record is from RefSeq and is a predicted model, not a curated record. Bases 45 to 578 code for a protein of 177 amino acids. Lineage: Eukaryota; Metazoa; Arthropoda; Insecta; Coleoptera; Curculionidae. The transcript has 4 exons. Gene Ontology annotation, molecular function: calcium ion binding.
CUGUGAGUAAUCGAACAUUUUUCGUUUUCCUUAUUUAUUUGAAAAUGACGUUUCAAUCUCCUAUGCCCAGCAGGGAGUUCUUGUGGGACGUUUUCCAGAGGGUCGAUCGGGACAGGAGUGGAUUCAUCAGUGCUGAUGAGCUUCAACAAGCUCUGUCUAAUGGGACAUGGAGCCCUUUUAAUCCAGAAACAGUCAGAUUAAUGAUAGGUAUGUUUGAUCGUCACAACAAAGGCCAAAUUAGUUUUGAAGACUUUGGAGCUCUGUGGAAAUAUGUAACAGACUGGCAGAAUUGUUUUAAAUCGUUCGAUAGAGAUAAUUCAGGAAAUAUUGAUAAAGAUGAACUGAAAAUAGCUUUAACAUCGUUUGGGUAUAGACUUUCUGACAAUUUAGUAAGUACAAUGGUUAGAAAAUUCGAUAGGCAUGGAAAUGGAACAAUACUCUUUGACGAUUUCAUACAGGCUUGCAUUGUACUUUAUACUCUCACUUCAGCUUUCAGACAAUACGAUACAGAUCAAGAUGGCUAUAUAACAAUCCACUAUGAACAAUUUUUGAGUAUGGUAUUUGGCUUAAAAAUUUAAGAUACAUUCUACAACAUGGUUCUUCCAAAUUUUAUAUUCUAUUUAUAAGAUAAUCUUUUAUAUUUAUGUACGUGAUAUCUUGGCUAUAUUCUGACCAGAUGUGACUAAGUAUUUUGUCAAUUGCACUACACAAAUAUCUUUAUGUCACAGAUAAAACAAUAUUAAGGUAUUUUACUGGAAACAUAACUUAAGCAGGCCAUUUAAAGACUUAAUUAGAUCUCAGGGAUAUAAUCAUGCCUAUUUUUUAUAAUAUUUAUAGUCUACUAAAUUUAUUAACUGCAAAGAGUUAAUAUAGAUUUGCAUAAUUCAGCAUUUUUGUAGUUAACUUCUUAAUUCAAUUAAGCAUUAAUUUAAGCAGUUAACAUGAAUUGUUUGUACAUUAUUGGCGCAGAGAUAAUAUAUAAACCUUACUGUUGUGCAAUCAUUUUAAUUAUGUGCCACUAAAAAAACGUAAAAUAAUAGAAUUAUAAUCCCGAAUAUUGUUUUAUGUGUGUGUGUGUGUAUUCUAUACAGGAUAUCUUUUAAAUAAGUGCAUAAUUUUUAACUGGUAGUACAAUAAAAUAUAUUUUUUUUGACGAAACAACAUUACAAAAAUUAAUUAAUUUAAAUUAAGCUUCAUUCAGAACCUCGCAAUUAAUGGAAUAAAUUAGUGGUUUCAAUUAGCGUAGAAGUUUGUUCCUCUUAUUUCAAUGUAAGCAUUCAGAACGUCAAAAUUAGUGGUAGUAAUUUUCAAUUAGUAGAAAAAGUUAACAAACUUUUUACUUUUCCACUUAUUAUAAUUUACGAGGAAUUAUCAUCCGUCAAGAGAAAUUGUGGUUAGAAAUCAAAAGUUGAUUGUUUUAUAAGCUAAUUAUUAGGCUUUCUAUAUGAAUACAACUGACUACCGCAAGCUGUGUACCUACCGUGUGCUUUUAAAUGUGUUUUUUAGACAUUGUAAACUAAAAAAUAUAAAGUGUAAUUGAAACCACUAAUUUAUCCCACUAAUUUCGAGAUUCUGAAUGAACCUUUAGUUAAAUUAGAUUAAUUUAUACAGUUAAUUUUAGAAAAAAAUCAAAGUCAGAUAACUCAGUCGUUUCUAAUUGAUUUUAAUAGC